AUGGUCAACGUUACGAAGUCCAACUUUAUAGAGCAAAGCAAUGAUCUGAUUCAGCGAUUGCCGAGUGCGGCAUUUGUGUCGAUUGACGAAGAAAUGACGGGAAUAUCCAUCCCCAACACUCCUAGGCCUCCCAAAGAUCAAACGCCGAACGAACGAUACCAAACGUUAAAGGCUGUCCCAGAAAAGUUCCAAAUCAUCCAGUUGGGUGUUUGUCUGUUCCACGAACACCCCGACUAUCAUGGAUCCGGCUCCAUUCCUGAAUUUGUCUGUCGCCGCUACAACUUUUUCAUGUUUCCACCAGCCGACAAUCACAUUACCCGCGAAGUCGUUCUCAAUGCUUCUUCCAUUGCCUUUUUGGCGCAGCACAAUAUGGAUUUUGACAUGUGGACCAGGCAAGGGACUCCCUUUGUCACGGGAAACGUGGCCGAAGACUUGAUUGCGCAAUAUCAUCAAAAGCAGCAGUCCAUACAGGAAAAGAAGAAACAAAACGUCAGCAAUGCCUUACGACCCGGACGACGUCGUGUCGAGCUACGCCGUACCGAAGACAUUGAUUUCCAUGCUCGUGCCAUGGCAUCUCUCCGCGAAUGGCUUGAUGGAGCCCAACCACCACCUCCCAAUGAACAACAAGAGGAGGGACUUUCCUUUUUGUUGCCACCGGCCAAUUCGUUUUUACGCCGUGCCUUGUACGAGAGUAUUGCCGUGGAAUAUCCCGCGUUGAUUCUGGAAAGUGCCGGUCCCACACAUCCCAAUCAAAUACGCGUCCUCAGACUCAACGAACAGGAACAACAGGCACGAGAAGAACGGCUUUUGCGAGAAAGUUGGCAAGAUUUGAUUGUUAACAAAAUUGGAGUUUGGAGGGUAUUCAUGGCACUCAGUCUGGCGUGUCAUGGACUGGAAAUACCUUGUAAUUCCAUUACAUUUGCCGGGCAAGUCGGGGAUAUUGAUUGGGGGCGGAGCUUUGAAACUUUGGGACACUUGAAAUCUACAGGACGACAGAUUCCUAUGGUGGUACACAAUGGGUACAUGGAUUUGAUGUUUCUCUUGACGCAUUUCCACUCGCACAAGCUGCCCGCCAACUUUGUGGGAGCGAAACGAUUGAUUCAUUCCUACUUUCCAGUGGUUUAUGAUACCAAAUUCAUGGCCACAGAAUGUGGUCGAGCGGCCCUCUGGAACGAUUCCACCAACACUGCGCUGGAACCUCUCUUUGUCAAAUUUGUCAGCGGGAAUGAAGAUAUGAAUGGGUUGGUGGUUCUGGAUGAUUCAGACGAGACCGGCAAUGAUCAAUCCCACGAUGCGUCCUACGAUGCCUACAUGACGGGUUGUGUAUUUGCCUUUUUUUGUCGUUUCAUUACCCUGCACGAACACUUUGAUUGCGACACGAGCAAUUCACCAGCAAUUCACCGCAAAGUGGGAUCGUUCAGCCAUCUGUUGUGCGAUGCUAGUGAUGAACUUGUGCGAAAGUUGUUUGGUCCCAACAAGCUUUACUUGAUGCAAUCGAUCUAUGCCGUGGACUUGGAAACGGCAGAGGACCCGCAUUGUCGCGGAAUGAUAUCAGAAUCCAUCUUUCGCAUCUCCAACUUUGACCCCUCAGUGACUACACGAACAAUCAUCUCUUGCUUGUCCAAUGUGAUUGAUACGAGGGGUGAACGGGUGAACUUUGAAUUGUACUGGUGCAACGAUACCACGUUUCUGGUGGCUGCCAGCAGUAAGGUGGCUCCUCGGGUUGCCACGGCCCAGACUGACAUUCUCAAGGAGCACGGGCGGUUUAUUUACCAGGGGUUGCGGCUGCGCUUUCCUACAGCUGACAUUGUGUCAUGGGCAGAACUUCGCAAACAGGAAGAAAAGGAGGAGGAAAUCACGUGGUCGUCGCGGGUUUUGAGUGUUUUGCGAUACGCCUUCGGAUGGGGGGACAAGGAAGCUGGUAGAAAGCGAGGCAAUGACGCAAUCGAUGCUGCUGAGGAUGAAGACGUAGAACCCCAGCCGAAGCGACGGCGUGUAUGCUAG
Messenger RNA from Seminavis robusta, 2004 nucleotides. Lineage: Eukaryota; Bacillariophyta; Bacillariophyceae; Naviculales; Naviculaceae. The record is from the annotation of a GenBank genome assembly.